AUGGAGGACAUGUUUGCCUCAAAUUCAACAUCCGAAGACGUGUUGGUUGCUGAGGACCAUUCCAUCAACGUUCGAUUCACUAUUUUCCUCAUCGCUGAAAGUUUAGUGUUUUUGCUCGGAGUGCCCGGUAACUGCCUGAUUCUCGGUGUCUACUGGACCAAGACUCGUAAGACCAGCACCGAUAUUCUGAUCAGAGCCCUGGCCUGGGCUGAUCUGGCCGUCUGCUUGCUGAGAACGCCAGAUAUCAUCGUAAUUUCUCUACGUUUGGCCGGAAAGUAUUUGCCGUAUUCAUUUUCUCGAGAGCUCAUAGAUGCUGUUAUCACGGCAUUUACAGACGCUACAUUAGUCUCGUCAUUCAGUAUCACUGCAAUGAUUGCAGUCGAACGCUAUGACUGCGUAUGCCGUCCGCAAAAACGGAUUUUCAAACCUCGACGGUCUAAGAUAGCUGUUUUGGUCGCAGUGUUGUUUGCAAUUGCUAUUAACGCAGGACAACUUGUCCUGCAUAUCUGUAGAGCGUCAGGCACCGUACCGCCUCCUUUACAUGUACAUGUAUAUGGAGACAUAGAACCGAUUGUUGAACCAGUUUUAUAUGUGAUUGCGUUAGUGACAAUAGUUGCGUGUUACGGGAGGGUUUACGCCACCAUCCGUAAACAUGUCAAGGUAGGGCCCGCACAAGCGCCAACUGCACGAGAUGAACACAGGCCGAGUGAUCUGACACUCGAACGCCAGGUUAUCUGCUCGACAAGACCGACACCACCUCCGCAGAAUAAUGAUUUAAACUCUCGUGAAUCAUUUGUCGACGAGGCCGUGACAAGGUUCGUAAAUACGCCAAGCACAAGUCUGACAACUGAAGUAGAUUCCUACAAACGGAAAUCCAGCGAUGCAUGCACGUCUGCUCACGUAGUAUCGUUGGCACACCAAGACUCCUCUGGCCCUAGCCAACCCAAUGUGAUCGCCGAGCCCAAAGCUAAAACUGCGCCCCAAGACAACUCCCCAUCGCAAAGGCAGAGUCGUCCAGAGCCUGGACACGCCCCUCAAAGGGUCGGUGCUGCCAAACUGCAGCGUAAGACAACCAGAAUGCUUUUCAUCACUAGUGUGGUGUUUCUCCUGACCUGGCUGCCCUACCUGAUUUACGCCGUCAGAUCGUACGCGUCUCCACAUGAUCAAUUAGCGGAAAUAAUUGAGGAUAUUUCGAUCACUCUUCUGAUUAACAGCGUAGUUAACCCGCUGAUUUACGGCAUCGCAAACAGACGAUUUAGGAAAGAUUGUAAGGAAGUCAUCCCCAAGAUCAAAUGCUGCAAAUGCUCAUAG
Molecule: messenger RNA, 1311 nt
Organism: Patiria miniata (bat star)
Lineage: Eukaryota; Metazoa; Echinodermata; Asteroidea; Valvatida; Asterinidae
Product: G-protein coupled receptor 84-like
Exons: 1
Coding region: 1-1311 (436 amino acids)
Biological process (GO): neuropeptide signaling pathway
Cellular component (GO): membrane
Molecular function (GO): G protein-coupled peptide receptor activity
Source: RefSeq, a predicted model, not a curated record